Messenger RNA from Photinus pyralis (common eastern firefly), 598 nucleotides. RefSeq lists its product as uncharacterized. The coding region runs from base 82 to 480 and encodes 132 amino acids. Gene Ontology annotation, biological process: sensory perception of smell. The transcript has 2 exons. The record is from RefSeq and is a predicted model, not a curated record. NCBI's taxonomy places the organism in Eukaryota, Metazoa, Arthropoda, Insecta, Coleoptera, Lampyridae. Gene Ontology annotation, molecular function: odorant binding.
CCCCAUAGUUAUAGGUAUAUAAGCACCCACACUUUAAUGUGAGUUACCUAAACUGGUAGGUACCUGGUACAUACGUGCAUCAUGAAUUUUGUAUUUAUUUUUCUUUGUUUAGUGGCCGUUUCCAAGCAGCAGGGCGUUAAAGACUUAAAUCCUGCGUUACUGGAUAAAAUCGAAUCAAUUACCGAUGACUGUUUAACAGAAUCAAAGGCGAAAGAAGAUGAAGUAAUUAAAAUGCUUGAUAACGGAGAAUUCAGUGGCAGUCAAGAACUGAAAUGUUUUCUCAAAUGCAUCUACGUAAAAUUGGGUGUAAUGAAUGACGCGGGUGAAGUUCAGGAAAACGGCAUAAAAUCACAAAUUCCUCCAGGUUUUGAUCAAGGGAAAGCUAGCGCCCUUAUCGAAAAAUGUAGAGAGAUUCAUGCAGGAGAUCCUUGCGAAACGGCGUUCGAUGUUGGUAAAUGCAUUAUGGAGGGUCUCAAGUAACAUUACAGAUAUUUUGAAAUAUUUCGCUAAUGGUAGGAAUAAUAAAAAGGCACAUUCUUCACACGCAAUGUUUUAAUAUUCAGAAUAAACGUAGUAAAUAAAUAUACGUAUAUCAUUA